UACAUCUACGCCAUGGGCGGUUUCGAGGGACGCUUUCGCACCAAUACAGUGGAGCGGUAUGACGUCAAGAAAAAUCAGUGGUUCAUGGUGGCCGACAUGAACGACGUCCGAAGCGACGCCAGCGCCGCGGCGGCAUGUGGACGCAUCUACAUUGUGGGCGGCUACACGGGCAGAGAGGUUCUGGACACCGUGGAGUGCUACGACCCAUCGACCGACGUUUGGACCCGGGUGGCGACCAUGUCCUCACCGCGUAGUGGCCUCAAGGCGGUCGCCCACAAGGGCAUGCUCUACAUCAUCGGCGGGUACAACGGUUCCCAGCGACUUUCCUCAAUGGAGCAGCUCGACGUGAGGAAAGUUCGCUACUCAGAAUUACCCAGCAUGCGCCGUGCCAAGAGCAACUUCGCCGCCGUCGUGCUUCAAGGCUGUAUCUACACAAUUGGAGGCUUCAGUGGGAACAAGACGGUGCCGUUCGUCGAGCGCUACGACAUCGCCGCCCGGAAGUGGUACACGGCACCCGAGAUCGCCGUGAAUUGCAGCGCGUCCGCUGCCUGCAUCGUUUACGACGUCACCAACCCUGCCUCCUGGGUAUAGGCCUCCACAACACACAAGUGUUGCGGCGCGAAGCACGGCGAUGGCCCCCUGACGACCAGCAAGCCUUCAGGAAAGCGCACCAGGAAAGCGCACCGUGUAGGCCAAUGCGCGAAUGGCGAGCGCAGAGUUUGCGACUUCGUCAUGACGUUAGAAUGGCGAAAGGAAACUGGCAGAAAAAAUAUAAGAAUAAAAUGAAAUCCAAAAUAAUAUCAAUAAAA
Dermacentor andersoni is the source of this 809-nucleotide messenger RNA. RefSeq lists its product as uncharacterized. Gene Ontology annotation, molecular function: protein binding. NCBI's taxonomy places the organism in Eukaryota, Metazoa, Arthropoda, Arachnida, Ixodida, Ixodidae. The record is from RefSeq and is a predicted model, not a curated record.